Messenger RNA from Trypanosoma conorhini, 1635 nucleotides. RefSeq lists its product as uncharacterized. The record is from RefSeq and is a predicted model, not a curated record. Lineage: Eukaryota; Euglenozoa; Kinetoplastea; Trypanosomatida; Trypanosomatidae. The transcript has a single exon. Bases 1 to 1635 code for a protein of 544 amino acids.
AUGAUUAGCGUCAAGGUGUUCGCGUUGCCUGCUGGCCCGCGCACGCUGAGGCGAGUGCAAAUUGACAAGAUGGGCACGAUCGCCGCCCAACUCCCCGCACUCUCCGCGGCGAUUGGCGAGACGAUAGAAAUAGCUUCCGCCACGUUCUACGCGGGCAGAGGAAAGUCCAUUGACAAGGAGCCACUUGCCACAGAUCUUCCCCUUGACGCCAUUGGCAUCACUGACGGUAGUCUCCUUGCAAUUCUUCCAAAAAGGCCGAAGGUGGCGCCUCAGCAUGAAGAACAAAAAGAGGUGAAGGGCUCAAGUGUAGACAAGUGCAGCUUCUCACACGUGGUAGCGAACACUCGCAUGAGUGAGACAUCUUCGUCUGGGCGGGAGUCGGCGGAUCCACGCAAGUUGGCGGUGCCGACGGGGGAAGCAAAAGGGUCCAGCGCCCCACCCGCCGCCGCCACGCGGCCUCCACCAGCCCGGACCGCCGACGCGAACGGGCUCAAUAGUGAGUUGCUGCUGUCGCUUGUACGCGAGGUGGCGAACGCGAAGCAGGAGAUGGCCUCUUUCUGGGAUAAAUGCAGAGUUGAGCUGAAGCGUGACGGACCUGCUUUGGAAAAAGAGUCCCUGUUGGAGGUACUGGGAGCCGUCACGAGACUGACAGAGCAACAGCAGAUUGUGGAAAACGCGAUAGGCUCGCUGCAGGAGCAGGCAAGAGAUCGAGUCCAGGUGGCCGCGGUGCUGGCCUCAAUUCAUGAGGUCAAUGCAAAUAUCCUGAGCGAGUUGGCCACGGCCCGUCAGCAGAAGAGUGCAGCUGUGCACGAGAGUGUUGCAGCAAUCAUGCAGCUUCAGGGGAAACUUGAGGGGGGCUUGCGUUCCCUGGCACUUGCAACUCUCCCGAAGUGGUCUCUUCAGAGCCCCGUAGCCGCCGCGAGCUGCGUGAGUGAACUUUCCCAUCUUCCGGCUUCCUCCUCGACGAUAUUAGAGGAUGAAUAUGCCUUGCAUGAGAGUUUGCUUCAGCAGUUUUUUGCGGCAGUGGGAUACGUCGGCGUUACAGCGACUGAAUUGUUGACUCACUUUGAUAGCCUUGGAGACCUUUACGCCGCUGUGUCGAUAAGGUACAACUUGCAGCAUAGCCCCAUGCAGGAGGCGGUGCAAAGACGGUUGCGGUUGCAUUUACCGCCUUUGGCCCCUGCAGCACCUAUUAUUUGUUACCUGCAUGAUGGUCGGGAGGCGGAGUAUGUGGAAGCCGUCGUACUUCGCUCGAUUGGCCUGCACUUGCACCCGCCGCAGCUGUGGAUUGAGGUGGCACACCCUCCUGGUGGCGUGGCCGCCUGCAGCAACUACUACUUUUCUUCGCUGGUGGGUCUCAGUCAGCGAGAGAAGCCAAGGUGCCUGCAGAAGACGCACAGCGACGUGUGCCGGUUUCCCGAACUGAGCAGUGUUUGCCCCCGACUCGGCCUGUGUAAUCCGCAAUGGACGGAACACGACAUCCACGCAAAUGCAAGGCUGCGCCGAAGCCAAGCUGCAGCAAUCCUCCUCUCCCAACGGCCGGACCUUCUAGGAAACAUGGACGCCGUCCUGGAGUUGUAUGCUGGGAGAGAAGAGACACUUUGGAAGUUGCUCACUGUGGGAGCCUUUAAGUAG